Molecule: messenger RNA, 13336 nt
Organism: Orcinus orca (killer whale)
Lineage: Eukaryota; Metazoa; Chordata; Mammalia; Artiodactyla; Delphinidae
Gene: ISM1
Product: isthmin 1
Exons: 6
Coding region: 8005-9276 (423 amino acids)
Biological process (GO): negative regulation of angiogenesis
Source: RefSeq, a predicted model, not a curated record
AGCAUUUUAAAGAAUGGCCAAGUCAACCUGGCUCGGAGCUUCCCCUUCUGUUUAAUCCAUUACUCUUGAAAAGUUCAGCACGCCACACUUGGCUGGAAAAAGGCUAAUGACUGGGCAGAACCUUUGCUUUCUGCUCCCCUGGCUGGCACGUUCCGGAAGACACACCAACCGUAUGAAUGGCUGCAAUCUUCUUGCUGAGAUUUUGAUGGAGGCCAAAUACUCAAUUCCAAAGACACCUAGGAAAUGAGAUCAGUCUCACCUUUAAAUAAGAAUGAGCAUCAACUGGAAGACAUUGGAAGUAUUUGGAGAGGCCGUGGAAUCCCAAGAAAGUGACCGUGAUAUUGAACUUCAGGUGGGAGUGAUGAGAGCCAGGCUCCCUGGAAGGCACCUGCGCAGGCAGCUUUCCUGUUCCAGGUUCUCCCCGCUGGCCUCGCCACCCCGAAGCGCCAUCCAGUGUGGUCCCCAGGCCCCACAGGGCUUCUGUCACUGCGUAUUCUCUGCCCCGUGCUAGGCUCUGCAAUAACCCCAAAAUGAACGUCAAUAUCCUUGGCCUUAAACUUGCUCAGAAAUGGGGAAGGAGGGGAAUAAGAGAAGGGAAGUGGGCCUGCUCAGACCCAGUAAACUCAAUUACAGAAUGAUGUGGCCCCGAGUCAGGGGAGACGUGUGUGCCGCGGGGCCAGGAAGAGCAUGAUUCACAUCAUUCUCAUGUGAAGGAAGGACGGGGAUGUGAACACAGGGGAAAACAAAGAGAUAGAAUCACAGCUUCAAAGAGCUACCCUCUAAUUAAGGAGACGCAUCUUCUCCCUGGGCCUCUGAAUGGUUGCUCCAAGAUCGCUCAAACCACUAACUCAAUUUACUUUGCUCGGAGGGCUCCCGGGUGUGUCCAUUGUUCCUUUGGGUUGGGGUUCUUCGUGCCACUUAGGAUGGGGUAUACAAGCGCCGUGGAAACCUGCCAGUGCAGUGGGGGCUGCCUGGAUGCCGGGAGCUGCCAGAACACUACACAGACUCCACGUGUAGUGUAAAAGAAAAACUUGGCGCCCACAAAACCCCACGUGUUCAGCCUGGAGUGACCUCGGGGGGCCAUCUGUGGGCUCCCCCUGGAGAUCCAAGGAAAGCUGGAUGCUGGCAGGGAAUGGCUAUGGCUGUGCCCCUGGAAGUUUCUGUCUUGGUCCUACAAUAUGACUAGGAUGGCUUUUGUGUCGACAGGAUAUGUGGGCACAUGGCAGGUGCUCGUGUAUACAAGGGUCACUACACACGGCUGCGCACAUGCUCAGUGCCUUGCUCCCUGGGCUGAACGGGCUCCUCUAAGUUCAACGCCAGCCCCACAACCACGGUGAGGCGCUCUGCUUAGGAGGCAGGUUGCAGACACUCACCAAAUCCUAGAAUUUCGUUGUUGGCAAGAAACCUGGAAAACUGAGUCCUGACAUCUCUUAUAUACGAGGAAUCAAAAACCCAGAGACAUGAAAGGACUUGCCCAAGACCAUAAUACUGAUUCCAGGGUGACUGACCCCGUUCCUCCUUCACAAAGCUGCACAACCCCAUUUCUGAACAUCUGUAAGAGUUUUCAUGGUCUUUUUUUGCCAAAGGGAAUUGGAGCAAAUGUCCAUCUCAGAUGCCCAGACUCUGCCAUGUUACAGCUGCUGUUUGAUUGUUAAGGGUGUUGAAAGGAAAUUAAAUGAACAUGAAUUGUGUCUCUUAUUUCAGAGACAACCAGGUGGCAGUCAAGUAAAUGAAAUAAUGUACGUAUAAGUAUAGGACACGACCCAACCGUAUAGUAAGCAUUCCACGAUUCCGUUCAUUCAUUCAGGACUCACAUACUGAGUGCCUACUGUAUGCAGGUGUUGCACCAGACGCUGGAGAUUAAUAGAGAGCAAGCUUAUGUUCCAGAUGGGGCGAUUGAAAAAAAUUAAUUCAUAAAUAAAGUAAUUAUUAUAGAUUGUGAUAGGUGCUUAUCAGGACAUAAAUGGGAGCAAAGAUAGAAAAUGCCCGGGGGUACCUACUUAAAGAGGGUGGCCAAGGAAGGACUUGGUUGAAAAGUGACACCUAAGUCCUGAGCUGGGGAAGAAGAAAGAGCCAGAUCUUCAAAGAACAAGGGGGAGAGCAGGUCAGGCAGGUGGAAUCACAGGUACUGAAGCCUUAAGGUGGAAGGGACUUCAGCUUGACUAAUGGACAGAAAAGAGACUGAAGAACACUGUGUUAGGAACUUGCAGAAGAGUGUGGGGCCUUGUAGGCCACAGUAGGAAUCUGCCUGUUCUUUUGAGAUCAGCAAGAAAGGAGCCAUUCAAGAGAUUUUGAGUGACGGCUCUGUCUGCUUUGUGGAGAAGGGAAGGAAGGAUGCAGACAUGUCAGUAGGCAAGAGAGGAAGGGACAUGGACCAGGGUGGAGAGGAGUCGAUGGCUAACAGAUGCAAGAUACAGUUCUGACGCAGAGCCAGCAGGAUGUGAUGAUGAAUCGGGACUUCAGAGUCCCAGACAACUUCCAGUUUUAGCGGGGGCAGGACGUACAUGUCAGUGGAUCUAUAUUGGACGUAUGGCAUUUGAGAUAUUUGUGGAUGUCUAAGUGAAGAUGAUGAGCAGCGAAGUGAUCAAAUGGACCAAGGAAUUGAGACUGGGACGUCAUGACCAAAGUGGUAGGAGGAAAACCAAGGGUUGUGUCACAGAAACCAAGGGAGGAGACUGCCUUCAGGAAAGAGCCCUCCCUUUGAAUGCUGUUGUCAGAGCAAAGAAGCUGAGGAUAGAGAGGUGUCCGUGGGCAGCAUGGCCAUGGCUGGUGUCCUUGAUGAGAGCGGUUUCAGAGGCAUUAUGGGACGAGAUGUCAGCCUCUCCUGGGUAAAGGAGCACAUGGGAAGUGAGGAAGUAAAAAUAGAAUCUAAAGGAAAGUCUUAGGAAAGUUCUGCUAUGAAGGGGAAACAUAUGGACAUGGGAUUGAAGGAGGGGGUUUUGGUUCAUUUGUUUUAAGAUCAGAGAUACCAGGGCAUCAUUGAUGCUGAUGAAACUGAGCCAGUAGAAAGGGAGAAAUUAAUGAUGCCAGAUAGAGAGAGGAGGACUGGGGAGUAAAUUCCUCAAGAAGGCAAGAUCGUGAGUGUGGGAAUUGGCCUUUGAUAGAAGCAGGGAUGAUCAUUCCAUGUAACAGCUGGGAUGAGGGAGAAGGUGAGCGAUGCCGCUGGGAGUGCAGACCUAGUGGCGGGAACGUGAGCAUUACCAUCCAAUGGGUGACUCCUGUUCCUUCAAUGAAUAUGCAGUGAGGAAGAGUAGGAAAUUUGGAGACAGAAGGUACUAAGCAGCCAUCUUGGAUACUGGAGAAGGAGAGGUUCUGAGGAAAGGGCAGUGGACUUUGGAACAGUCCUGAGUGCUCCCUUGAGGUCUGAGAACAUGAAUCCAAAAUGGACCGAGGUUUUCAAGUUGGGCUAUUUUUCCCAUCACCCAUCUACUUGCCCACUAACCUAGAGAAGUUGAAUAACUGGGUUCAACCAGAACUGAAGUUUUGCUGGGGAAUAGAUCAGAGGGAGAGAAGGGGGCAAGGAGAGUUGAGGGCAGUUGCAAAAGAAUGGUUACAAUGAAAGAACAUGUGUUGUAUAAGCACAAGUAAGAGAAAGCUGAAGGAUGGUGAGAAAAUGGUAGUGGAAUGAGGAUCUCAUUGAGUUUGAAGACCGGGGAAAUGAGCUGAUAGAGCCUCUGAUGUCUUCUUAACCAUAUCAGCUCAGAAGGGACACACAUCGCUUCCACCCGCAUCAAUCAUACUUGAGGCAAGGUGGCUGGGAAAUUCAUUCCCUGGGGGUUGGGGCAGGGGGCUGCCUCUACUUUGGAGCAGGAGUGCCUAUGUUUGGUGGACAAUUGGCCCUCUCUGCCUUAUUGCUCACGGUGGCUCGUGCUUUCAGGACUUUGUAUGUAUACUUCUGGGUACCAUACCUGGGCCUGGACUGUCAUCUGUUUGCCUUCUUCCUGCCUCACCUCUCGGUUCUCUCAUCACAUGACCAAUAACUGACCAUUACCUGCCAUGCAGCCCAUCACUUCUCAGAAAACAAGGCCUGAGUCAAGAAAAAACCUAGUCCUUCCCCAGUGCCAAAACCCAGGGAAGAAAUUAAGCAUGCCCAGAAUUUGAAGCCAUAUUAUCACCUGUAAGCAUCUAUUUGCACCAUGAAUAUUUAUCUGGAUACUAAUCAGCAAAACACAGUUUGGGUAGGACUUGUUAUAACCCAUUUGAUAGGGAGUACAAGACUUAGAAAUUCACAGUAUUUCUGCAAUUAGAGUAGCAGGUGCAGUUUCCCUGAAUUAGUCAGGUGUUUGAAGGAAAGAUGGACUUAUUUCCUCAAUUAUCCAGAUAAUAGGUUUGCUUUAGUGGAAUGGAGGUCAAGGUGUUUGCAGAAGGGAAUGUUUAUCUGUUACCACAGCUGCAGUGGAGGUAGUGCUCAUCCCACACAGGUCAGGAAGAGAGAUACCCCCUUAGCCAGUUUAAAAAGGUAACACUUAUGAACAAGCGCAAACAGGGUGCUUUUCUCUUUUCCUUCACUCACGGACAGGGGAGGUAAACUCAGGCAGAGAGAAAAUUGACCUCAGUCUUGGACUAAAUGCAAAGAUCUGCUCGCCCUUUCAAAGGUUGAAAAGUCUACGUGAGCAGAUGAUUCAGAACAGCUCACCUCUGACUGGUUUGCAAGUGACAGUCCCUCAGCACAUCUCACUGAGGUGUCAAGCUCAAGUACAGAGGCUCUGUUUUCCACUACCAUGCAAAACCAGCCUUAGCUGAUGAAAAGAGUGUGGUUAAUUAUUUGGACGUUACAUAUCUUUAAGUUCUACAAAUUAUGUGGCAAGACAGUUCUUCAAUUUCUUUUACUCACAGCAAAAAAUGGGUGAAAAGAAUUUAACUACAACUAAUUAUGCUUCAUAUAAAAAACAUAAUAGAAAGGUUAGCAUGGAGGUUUAUCUCACAGUUCACAGGCACGAUAUUUUCUAAAUACGUCUAUAAUUCAAACAUAAAUGAAGAGAUAAUGAGAUUUCUUAAAAAUCCCUUGGCCAAGUUUUUUUUAACUAUCAUUCAACUAUUUUGGUGCCACUCAUGCAUUUCUGGAAUGAGUCAUUUUUUAUUGAAAGGAUGUGUCCCCCUUUCCCAGGCCUCCCAAAACAAAUACCAGUGUAAAAUCAAAAGAGUGUAAGAUGUGUACAAAGGAAAGGUGUGCUUCACCUACGUGUCAGCUUCAGAAGCAUCUGCCUUGCCUGGUGUGUAUGGCAUUAAUUUCCUGACGCUUUUCUAUUGAAUGCCCCUCUGAGUCGCUUGAAAUUGAAAAUCAAGUCAUGUUUCUUUAAUCAGCCCUAGGAAACAGUGAAAGAAAGGGGUGGUGGAGAGGUUUCUUUUUAUGAAAAGUUUCUAAAAUCAACAAAGUCUAGAAGAAAGAGUGUGUACAACUUUGGCCCAUGAGUCUGGGAUUUUAAUCUCAGAGAGCAUCUGUUCCUCAACAUCCAGGUCAGUUAAGUAUCUUCCUCCCUGUAUUGGUUGUCUCUUGUUCCAAUAUUUAGCAGCUUAAAAAACAGACACUUAGAAUUUCUGUGGAUUGGGGCACAGCUUAGCUGGUCACCCCCAGUCCAGGGCCUCUCCCAGGCUGAUCCAGUGUAUCAGCUGGGGCUGCAGUCAUGUCCAGGUGUGGCUGGUGGAAGACUGGCUUCCGAGCUCACUCGUUGGGUGAGGACUCCGUUUUCUCCAUUUUCUUGAGGGCUGUUAGCCAGAGGGUACCCUCAGCUCCUUGCCAUGUGGGCCUCUCCAUGGGGCAGCCCAACUAUGGCAGCUGGCUUCAUCAGAGCCAGAGAGUACUAGCAAGAUGAAAUCCAUGGAUUUCUGCUGCCUAAUCUCAGUGACCUCCAAUCACUUUUGCCUCGUUCUGUUUGUUAGAAGCAAGUCACUUGCUCCAUCCCACACUCAAAGGGAGUGAACUGCACAAAGGUGUGAAUUCCAGGAGAUGGAAUCAUACUCCCCUCCAAACAGACAUCGGUCCCUACCCAUUUCUGUUGUCCCGAUAGUGACAAUUCCCCUUCGCUCUCUGGCGUGGCGACCUGUGUCUUUACUUUCUCAGAUCUCCUCUUCAAUUCCAGUGUCUCUCUUCUCAUACUCAUCAAAAUAUAAUAAAUACUCAGCUUCAUCUUCUUAAAAGUUGUUGCCCUUCCUGCUUAAGAAGUCCAGUGGUUUCCCCCACCCCAUUUCUUGCCAGAAAACAUGUAUUGAGGAGCUGCGUAUCUGGAAUUAAUCAACUUUUCUUGCCCUUUGCUUUAUAGGCUGUAUUUGCAGCCAAAUUAGACUCUUACUAGACUUUGUGCCCUCCCCAUGCUCUGUUGCCUCUCUGCUCAAGCUACAACUAACUUCUCCCUCUUUCCAGCUGCAAAAAUUCUGGACAAGCCACAGAAACUUUCCUGUGAACUGUCGACGUAGAAAUGGCUCAUUUCUGAACACUUACAGCAUUGUACAUCCAUGAAGCGAGGGUUCCAUUCCUCCUUAUAUACAGUUAUCUAUCUAUCUAUCUAAAUCUAUACAAUGCAAUCAUAGAUAUAUGUGUAUAUAUAGUUGUAUAUAUACAUAUAUAUGUAUAUACAUACAUAUAUACAUAUGUAUAUAUACAUAUAUAUGUGUAUAUAUAAAAGAUACAAAACAUCCCUACUCCCCACUCUGCCUUCCAAAAUGGAGUAAGGCAACAGGAUGGUAACUUACUUCUCUUUCAUACCCCGCGGCAUAUACUGUAGCCCCUGGCAUAUAGCACCUCUUUGGUAAAAUCAGAUAUGUCACUUAGUGGUGUGCUUUCCAAAAUGCCUUCCCCACAUUUGGGGAGUGGAUAUUGGUAUUUUCAUUUUAUACAUGAAGAAACUGAGACCUGGAAGGUUUACCUAUUUGCUAACAGCAGACAGGGGCAGAGCCCUGAUUAAAUUCCCGAGUUCCAAGGUAUCGCCCAAUCUCCCAGUGACCUGGCCUAUAAGCAGGAAGUGACUGGUUUGGGCUUCUCUGUUCAUAUUUGUUUUUUCUUCUAAAUGUAAAACCACCUAGCUUGGCCUGAUUUUUUAAUGGAACGAUUCAGUCACUCAGCAACCCCUGCACUGUAAUGAAUAUGCUGCUUUUUGAUCUUUUCACCAUUCCAGGGCAAAGGAUGGAGUAGAACAGAGAUUUUUUUUCAAUAAAUAAAUAAAAGACCAUCAGGGCAGGAGGAGGGCCUGGAUCUGCAAUUCUUGUUCUUCUGUGAAUUAACCAUUUCAGCUUACCCAAAAAAGCAAUGUCAGGAAACAUCAUGUUUUAAAAUGUCAUUUUGUAUGUCUCUUGCUGUCCACUGAUUCACUUCUGACCAUGAGAUGAAGUAAGGUGUCAUGCAGCUCGUAGCCUGCACAGGUCAGGAACGUUCUAGUGACUUAGGAUCCCUUUGCCAGAUGCCUUGGCAGGAACCACAGGCAUUUUUGUCAGGAACGUGCUGUGUGUGUGUGUGUGUGUCUGUCUGUCUGUCUGUUGGUGUGUGUGUGUCUGUAUGUGUCGAUGUGUGUGUGUGUGUGUGUGUGUGUGUGUGUGUGCAUGUGCAUGCAUGUUCACAGGAGGAAGAAUAAUUUAAAAGGGGGACUAAUGCAUGAGGGAUAAUUAUUUCCUUUUUUUUUUUUUUUUUUUGCGGUACACGGGCCUCUCACUGUUGUGGCCUCUCCCGUUGUGGAGCACAGGCUCCGGAUGCGCAGGCUCAGCGGCCAUGGCUCACAGGCCCAGCCGCUCCGCGGCAUGUGGGAUCUUCCCGGACCGGGGCAUGAACCCAUGUCCCCUGCAUCGACAGGCGGACUCCCAACCACUGCGCCACCAGGGAAGCCCAGGGAUAAUUAUUUCUUAAACCCCACUGUCCAGACUCUGUGGGCAACAUUCUGAAUUCAAAAUGACUUUCAGUCAAGUCAUCUUUGCACCUGGGAACUGUGAAAAGGAUUGAAAGCUUCUAGAGGAAAUGAAACUUGACCACGACAGGAAGUGACUUACAGCCCCAGAGGCUCAGAUAAUAACCUCAACAUGGAAAGUGCCUCGACAUCGGAAACCAGCUCUCCUCUCUCCAAAGAAACACCAGGGGAGCAUUCGGACCACCAGUCUGCACACCAACCAUUCCCCAGACAGCAAUUCCAGCAAGAGGCUGGGCCCCCUUCAUUGCAAAGAGAUGGCCCCAGAUCCUUUCUCCUUGAUCUACCAAACUUUCCAGAUCUUUCCAAAGCUGAUAUCAAUGGGCAGAAUCCAAAUAUCCAGGUCACCAUAGAGGUGGUGGACGGUCCUGACUCUGAAGCAGAUAAAGAUCAGCAUCCGGAGAAUAAGCCCAGCUGGUCAGUCCCAUCCCCCGACUGGCGGGCCUGGUGGCAGAGGUCCUUGUCCUUGGCAAGGGCCAACGGCGGGGACCAGGACUACAAGUACGACAGUACCUCAGACGACAGCAACUUCCUCAACCCCCCUGGGGGGUGGGACCGUCCGGCCCCAGGCCACCGGACUUUUGAAUCCAAAGAACAGCCAGAAUAUGAUUCCACAGACGGUGAGGGAGACUGGAGUCUCUGGUCUGUUUGCAGUGUCACCUGUGGGAACGGCAACCAGAAACGGACCAGGUCUUGUGGCUAUGCGUGCACUGCAACCGAAUCUAGGACGUGUGACCGUCCAAACUGCCCAGGGAAAAUGAGCUCCUGUCUGUGUUUAGGUAUCGAAGACACCUUCAGGACAGCUGCCACCGAAGUGAGUCUGCUUGCGGGAAGUGAAGAGUUUAAUGCCACCAAACUGUUCGAAGUUGACACGGACAGCUGUGAGCGCUGGAUGAGCUGCAAGAGCGAGUUCCUAAAGAAGUACAUGCACAAGGUGAUCAACGACCUGCCCAGCUGCCCCUGCUCCUACCCCACCGAGGUGGCCUACAGCACGGCCGACAUCUUCGACGGCAUCAAGCGCAAGGACUUCCGCUGGAAGGAUGCCAGCGGGCCCAAGGAGAAGCUGGAGAUCUACAAGCCCACGGCCCGGUACUGCAUUCGCUCCAUGCUGUCCCUGGAGAGCACCACACUGGCCGCCCAGCACUGUUGCUAUGGCGACAACAUGCAGCUCAUCACCAGGGGCAAAGGGGCGGGGACGCCAAAUCUCAUCAGCACUGAGUUCUCAGCGGAGCUCCACUACAAAGUGGACAUCCUGCCCUGGAUUAUCUGCAAGGGCGACUGGAGCAGGUAUAACGAGGCCCGACCUCCCAACAACGGACAGAAGUGCACAGAGAGCCCCUCGGACGAAGAUUAUAUCAAGCAGUUUCAAGAGGCCAGAGAGUAUUAAAGAGACACCACCUCUGUUGUUCGUGACACAAACACACUGCACUGAUCCGCCACCUGGCCAGAGUCCCUCUUACCCGCAUACAUGUAUAUGUACAUAUACCACGUGAGUAUUUGUCAUAAGUUACACUAGGGGUGUGCGCCAGGCCCUUGUGACUGCCAUCUGAAGCCACCGUUGCCUCUUCAAUGUCAACGGCUUCCUUGGAACUCUUCCUAGGGGGCAUGUCCUCAGGAAGAUGGGGAGAAAGGAGCUGGAAGAAGAACCUGGAGGUCAUAGCAGGUGGGAUUCAACUCACACCCCGGAUCCAGCGUUUCCGAGAGAAGCAAAGGGGCAAAGAGAAGGAAGUUGUAAAUGUGAUAAGCAGUUUUUAUAUAUAACUUAUUUAAUAUGAAUGUGACUUAUACGUCACCUUUUCUCUGGAGUUGUCAUCGUGAAACUAUUUAAUCACUUCUAUGAGAGUUCAGAAAGGGGCUUAGAGAGAUGGAAGAGAGAGGGAAUUUUGUAGUAAUGACUUCUUUAAAAAUAAAGAAUUCAACAGAAAGAUAUCAAAACAAGAAAACACCCACCUGAAACCAAGUGUUAGUUAGCCAGUGAGGUACCUUGAUGAAGUCUCAGCUUCCAAAUGCCCUUGCCUCAGCCUGGGUAGGGAGUGGGGGGCAAAUGGGUAUUUUAGGAGAAAAUCUGAGGCCUGGUUUUAAGUGGACUUUAAAACAAAGGCCAGUAUUAACACAAUGCUAUGAUUCUAUUAAAAGACCCCAGAAUAGAAUUUCUGCUCAUGCCUUAAUAGGUUCAGAAGGCUACAGGAAGGUCAGACAUAAAAACAAGGAGUAGCACUUUUCCAAAGAAAAAAUGCAAAACAAAUGGGGGGAGAACAUGAACUUCAUCUAUUUUAUUUUAAUACCAUCGUAACAAUUCUUUUCUCCACAAUAUAUCCUCAGUAAAUAAAUAUAAAAACAAGGAGAGGAACUCAAGUAUAAAACCCUAAUUUUUUUAUGUUUUAAGAAAGAAAAAAAUACGUUAUUUUUGUAAAGUAUUUAUUGAGUCACUGAGUCUUGUGCAUCAAGCAGUUGUAACAUGGCCUGGUUCUGUAGGGUGGAACUUAGGACAAAUAAAGAGUCGGUUCUUAUGCAAUCUUUACUUGCAAAACUCCAGGAAAAGAGAUUACAUAAUAAAAUCAUAAUAAAAUGUGUUACCUACAGUAAAUGUGUUACCUGCAAAUGUUUAUGAUACAAAUUCCAUAAAUAGCCCUCGUAAAGCAGGACUUCAAGGCAGGGGAGAGGAAGGUUCAAACCAGGUAGAAUAAAAGGCUCAUUGAUUGAUGUGAUGGUGGGUGAUAUAAGUCAUAGCAUCUUUGGCACCAAGAAUAUCAACCCUGCCCCGAGGAGGCUAGAGCUCAUUGAUACACGUGCAACUUUUUGCCCACCCAGAGCUAAGAAAGAGCUAAGAAAUCCAAGCCAGAGCAAAGGCUUAAGACAGCCCAGGUGAGUGGGACUGCUUCCAGACAAAAUUCUGCAAUGACAGUAAUAAGUAGAACUCCUCAUUGUGCAAAUAAUUCCAUUUCGAGUUGAGGAAACCAAAGCUCAGAAAAAAAUAGAUCACGUUGGAUCUGUCAUUCAUUUCCUAGUCCAGUGCUCUAUCCACUAUAUCAGCCUACCCUUAGGUUCUCAUAAUAAAAUCUUGUUUUAAUGGAAAAGCUCUUAUCAGUCAUUUACACUUUAGAAUGAGUUAUCCAUGUAUUGCCUGCUCUCAGGAUAUUUAUAUUUAAGACCUAUUUCUAAUUAUGGAAUGAGAAUCCUUAUUCACACCUGAAGGAAGUUUAGGCAAGUGAACUGGGAAGGAGAAAAUCAGUAGGUCCGUGUAUCAGGGAAGCAGAUUUGGUUCCUAAUAAUAGGAAAGCCAUUUUUGCCAAGAGAAUUGGUUGCAAUGGAAUGCAUUGCCUUUGGGAUGGUGAGUACCCUGUCAGGACAGGUAUUCAAGCAGAGCUGGAGAUGAAUCACAUGAGAAGCUCAUUUUAGUGAGCAGGAGAGACAAAAGUGUACAGCAAUAACCCCGUCCGAUAAGUGUUCUAUAAAGGGUAAGUGGAAAGUACUCUGGGAAAAUAGAGGCAGGAAUCAGGGAAGUACCUGCUAGACCUAAUGGAGGAGUGGUAUUUCACAAAGCGGAGAAGUGGGGGGGGGGCAAGUAGAUGCAUUUGGAGUAAGAAAACAGUAUGGGCAAAGGCAAGGAACUACGCAAGAGCUUGGUGUUUUCUGAAAAGUGGGAUGUUUACAGUGAUGAGCCAGAGGGACAAGAAUGGCAAGUUAUGGAGUUGUGUCUAAGGUGUUUUUGUGAAGGAUUUAGCAUGGAAAAUUAAAGCUGUUUCCUAAUACAGUGAGAAUGACUGAUAUGAGCCAUGUUUCCAAUGGGCUAUUUGCCUCUUUAUAUCAGACCUUCCUGACAUAACGAACUGAGAGUUGGAAGGUAGGGUGAAUUAGGAGCUGGGGAGGGCUCCUGGGCUCUUUGCCUAAUGAGAACACCGCUAGUUUCCCAUCCAUCAUCCAGAUGGUGCCACCCCUCUGGAAAUUUGCUGAGCUAUAACCUGCCUCUAUGCAGUCGUAUCUCAUUUACUAUAGGGCCCCAAGCCAGCCCCAGUGUAACCCUGGGUAAUUCCUUCAAGGAAAGGGGAUCAUGUGAGCAAGGGCCAACUUUGCCCACCGCAGAGUAGGCUGUCUGCUCCCUCACCUGCAGCACCUGUUUAUAGGACCCCUCAGCAACUGCUCUACAGACACCUCUCAUCGAAUGCUUUGCUCCUUUGCUGCUCCUUGGAAAGAGAUCCCUUUUUCUAGUGACCCACUGGGCCUCUCAUGUGCCACGUCUGAACAAGCCAAUAGUGGCAGACAGAGAAGUCAAGGCCCUCUGGUGGCCGCACAUGGGAAGGAUGAGGGCAGGGCCCCAGAAGAGCUGGGCAACCUCCUCACCCCAUUCAAUUAUUAUCCACCAUGAUUAGUCUCCAAGCCUUUCCAUCUUUGUAGCUCAGUGGGCAGGGGGUAGAUUUCCCCACCCUAAGACCCGGGAGCAAGGAUCAAAGAAUAGGUACGAUACCAGCCACCCUUCCUGAGCACACACUUUGUGCCUCUGUGCUAAUCACUUUACCAUGGGAGGCAAGCAGGUUACAUCCAUUUUACAGAUAAGACAAAAGAAGCCCAACAAGUCUUCUAACCUGCCCAAGUCAUAAGGCUCUGUACAUGGCAAAGCUGGUUGAAGACUGUGUUCUUAACCUUAACCUCUACUCAACUGUCUUCCCAACACACAGGAUCAGGAUUUUGCCUCCGACUCACUCUGCCUUUGCUCCAAUUGUUCAAAUCCACCAAAUGUCCCUGCACCACCAUUUACGUGUCUCACGUUGGUGACAGUGGAUCUGGCUUUAGCUCUAUAUAGUCUGCUCAGUUCUCUCAUAUUCCAUAAGAGGAUUUGAAUCCUGUAUCUGUGCCCUUGCUCAGGUUGGCUGAGUAGCAGAGCCUAACUUUCUAGAAGAUAGCCUGCUCCAUGGAUAAGAAUGAGACUGGUCUGUUUUCCCUGCUGCACUCAAGCCCCAUGUCAACUGUUGCCUGUUGGGUCGACCUGAAGGGCAGGUGCCAUGUCUCAUGCUUUCUACACCCCCAGCCCCUAGCUCUGUACCUGGCAGAUAUCAUCAGGCAAGGUACAGAGGGCGGAAGAAUUUGAGAGUUGAGUCAGACUACCUAGAUUCCAAUCCUGGCUCCCUCAGUUGCCUGCUGGGUACCACUGGAUAAGUUAAUCAGCCUGUGUAUAUUCCAGUUUCCCCAUACAGUUUUUCGGAGAAUAAAAUAAGAGAUAUGAAGUUCCUAGCAUAGGGCCUGUCAUGUACCAUGUGCGUCGGUGUUGAGUCAUUGGAGAAAUAUUUAUUGAGCGUAUACUAGUUGCCAGGCAUUGUUCUAGAUGCCGGAGAUACAGCAGUGUACAAAUCCAAGUUUUCCUGGUGGAGGGGAGACGGCUGAUAAAUAAAUAAGUACAUAAUCUGAAAUAAUGGUAAGUGAUAUCAAGAAAAAUAAAUUAUUUGAUCACA